This is a messenger RNA of Acanthochromis polyacanthus (spiny chromis), 4117 nucleotides long. It is a transcript of the gene znf821, whose product is annotated as zinc finger protein 821. Gene Ontology annotation, biological process: regulation of transcription by RNA polymerase II. The record is from RefSeq and is a predicted model, not a curated record. Lineage: Eukaryota; Metazoa; Chordata; Actinopteri; Pomacentridae. Bases 137 to 1288 code for a protein of 383 amino acids. Gene Ontology annotation, molecular function: DNA-binding transcription factor activity, RNA polymerase II-specific; RNA polymerase II transcription regulatory region sequence-specific DNA binding. The transcript is spliced from 6 exons. Gene Ontology annotation, cellular component: nucleus.
CAUCUCCCAGAGGUUUGAGAAAGAAGCGCAAGUUUAUCAUCAGCGUACAGUAACGUUAGCUCCACUAGAGGACUUCAUCACUGUCUGUUCCUCUGCCCGAGAAUCCCACCUGAUAUGCCCGUGUUCACUGGACACCAUGGGGCCAUUCCACACUUCAGGCUUCGCAGGACUACAACAUACUAUUAACAUGGAUGGCAGGGACGAAUUCACCGAAGACAGUGAAUGCUGCAGCAACAACUCCCAGGAAGUCCAAGGGCAGGAUAGCCUCUCAGAAGACAGCGAUAGCGACCCUGACAACCACGGUGAAGACUCGUCCUCCAACACCUCUGCCGACGACCACAUGACCACCAAGAGAACGCAGUGCCGCCUACAAGGAGCGGGAGUCAAAGAGGAGAGCGAGGAAGGGGCAGACCACGGCAACAACUUUGUUUGUCCUCUCUGCACGCUGGAUUUUAGCAGCCCCGAGAAGCUCAUCUCCCAUGUCUACCAGCACACGACUAUGAUGAGCAACACCAAGAGCUAUGUGUGCCCAGUGUGUGGGCGAGCCCUGAGUUCGCCUGGCUCACUUGGACGGCAUCUUCUCAUCCACUCCGAGGACCGCCUCUCCAACUGCGCUGUCUGUGGUGCACGCUUCACAGACACCAACAACUUAACAGGUUUACCCCAUCUACACUGGCCUUCACUUGCAUCUAUCCCCGAUGCUCUAAACUCCUCUUCUUCAGGCCUUCCUCCCAUCCCUGACAUCCUGAGCCCUAUGCCGGUGUAUCCCGCCGGAGUGCUGCUGGUGUGCAACAGCUGCGUGGCCUAUCAGCAGUUAGUGGAGGCCCAGUCGCCGAUGAGAAAGUGGGCUCUGCGCAGGAAGAACGAACCCUUGGAGGCUCGCUUGCAGCGUCUGGAACGCGAGCGCACAGCGAAGAAGAACAAGCGGGCAUGUGAGACAGAAGAGGAGCGGGAGCUGAGGAGGCUGCGGGACCGAGAGGCCAAACGCAUGCAGAGGAUGCAGGAAACAGAGGAGCAGCGUGCACGUCGUCUGCAGAGAGACAGGGAGGCCAUGCGUUUAAAGAGGGCCAACGAGACGCCAGAGAAGAGGCAGGCUCGGCUGAUCCGCGAGAGGGAGGCAAAGAGAAUCAAGCGACGCCUGGAGAAGAUCGACCCUGCUCUGAGGACACAGAUAGAGCACGAUCCUGCCGCCAUGGCCGCUCUGACAGCAGACAUGAGUCUCUUUCAGUUCCCCUGCCCUAUGCCUGUCCCCUCCAUUGAUAAUGGUCUUUUCAUGAAGCUGCCCUAAUUGGACCAGGCCACUGGGGGGGAAAUCGACUGGCUUCUAGCAGCAUCAUUAACCUCUGCACUGCGCCAUCAGGCUGCUGUGGUCCCAGUGAACCAUUCCGAGCUGGUUUCCUCCCAGCUUCUUCUGUGUGGAACAGCUUCACACACAAACUGCUUUGUUAAAUACAACAAACACUUCUUCAAUUUCUAAUUUAUUAAAGUCUAGAAAACCUUGGGAACAGGGUUGAGAAUGUUUCAUAUCAUGUGGACGAUGACAUAAGAGCAUGUUGUAAAGAGAUUUAUCUGUUUGUCAGUGGACAAGCAGAUGGACACAGUUCAUUCUAGUAGGAGCAGUUACACUUCCUUUGAGGAAAAAGAAUCUUUUGCACAUGGACCUUCAGUGAUGGGAGCGGGGACUUUGUAGCCACAGCCCCCUCCUCUCUGGUCCACCCCGCCAACCCAGUGACUCGGAUUUACUGGUAGCUACACCUCUCUCUUCAAGCUGCUGCCAUGGGUCCCUGGGAAGUUCAUAUUCAGUCUAACUACUACCUCAGCCGGCGCCGUACUCGCGCCUUUCUGUCCUGUGGCUUACUGCGUUCCAACUCCAAGCUUCCAAAGCUCUAUAUGUACUGUACACAACUACAGAGGAUGCAGGUUGUUUUCCACAAUUUGUGUUUUUAUUUAUCAUUCAGGCACUUUUAUAGGACACACACAUUCGCAGGAGCAACUCAUUUACUGAAGCUGUUUAUGCUUGUAAUUCAGAGCAUUUGAUUCGAGUGUUUCUUAGCUGAUAAGCUCUGAAUGUUUGUCCUAUUGAACACGCCCAGUGUUUAGCAACAUUCCGUUCUCCUGAGUUGUACAUCUUAAUGCAGCCGCCUCUUUACAUUCUCUUUGCCAAGAUUUCAAUCUCUUUUCUUUACACUCCGAAUAUUUUUGCCAAUGUCGUUUCUAUUUUUUUUUUAUGUUCUGUUACAGAGCUUCUUCUCUGGCUCAUAAAAACUCAGUCUCUGCUGCUGUUAUUGUACUGUACAAUACAUUAGUUACCUCUUCUAUAAAUAUCGGGCUCAUUACGUUAAAGAAUAUUGUGCUAAAAUGUUCCAUUAGGUGGUCAAAAGGAAACAGUACCUAAUAUGUUACCUGUUCGCCUCAGAAUUUGUCACGUUACUUGAAUUCUGCCCUCACAGAUGCAUUUGUUUUCCUGGUUCUGAGUAAAUUACAUGAACGUGGGUUAUUAUUGUUAAUAUCUAGAGAAUCAUACACAGAUACAUGCAACCUCUGCUUUGUGCAAUUUGUGUAGCAUUCAUAUGAAUUGUAAAGCUGCAGUAACUUCAAAAAUGUAUACCACUUAAAUUUAGGUUAUUUUUUAUAUCCAUAAGUCAGCAGAAACAUAUUUAUUGAGUCACAUAACAGGUGGAAAUGAUUUUGAACGCCAACAAAACAGUGUUUUUUUUUUGUUUCUUUCUUCCGUUACUGAGCACAGGGGCUAAUUCCAUGACACAUACAGCCCUUACCAGGAGAUUUUAAUAAUCUAUAUUCAUUAACCUCAUUCCAGCACAUAUUUAUGCAAUAUGAUGUGAAUAUAUUUUUCUCGUAAAAGUGUUUGGGGUACUUUGUUGGUAGAAAACUGUUUUGAUGCUUAUUUUUGAGGCCAUGUUUGGAUAUCCCUUGUUUCGUUUCCUGCCUGUAAGGUUACCUCCAGUUUAUUUGACUUCGCCUGUCCAGAUGCAAACAUUUACAGUGUCAAACGAGCAGUUUCAGAAAUAUUCUUCGACGAAUAUGACGAGUAGUGGUUCUGUUUGAGUCGCUCCUAGAUGAGAGUCAGUCUACCUGGCGGUUUGUUGCAGCAAAUUUAACAAAGAAGAAGAAAAAAAAAUGUGUUGGGACUUACAGGGGCUUUUCUGGGAGUGCAUCAAACCUCUAUGCAACAGAUGUGCUAUUUAUCAAGGGAAAUGAAUUCACUUUUCACUGAAACUAUGCAGAAUGCGACUUUAAUUUAAACAAGACUUCAAGGAAAGAGUUCAGGUUCUCAGGCAAUUUAACUCAGUGAGAGGGCUCAGAGCCUUGAUUCAACACCCCGGUCCAUAAGAUUCAUUUAUAGACCAUGAUGUGACAGUACCAGAUUUCAGUAGUUGUGCGACUUUUCUAGAGACACUUUUGUCUUCUCAGAUACGUUCUCUCUUCCUAGUUCAGCACAUAAGAGCAACAGGGUCUCACUGCCAUCCUAUUCAUGACAGACACUCUACCAAGGGCAGAUCACUGUUUUCAGAAAAAGGCUUCAGGUGUCAUUUCUUUCUCUUCUCCUCUCUCAGACUAUGAAUACUGGGUAUUCUCAGAGGUUGCUCUUUGAUAGUGCUGUGAUCCCCUUUGUCCUGCAGUGGAAUAAUGGGACAGAAAAACGUCAGCGUCAGUGUUCUGGCGUACUAUCGCAAAAGGAAGUACUGUGGACUCUGAAGCGGCGCUGGUCUUUACGAGCGGUUCUCUCAGUAUGGAUUAGGUAAGCACUGCAUGUCGUGAAACUGCACUUGUCCUAGAAUGGUUCGAUAUGAGCUUGUGUUCUACUGUUAGUUUAUGCCUGCCUGUUUUUUACAGUUUAAUCAGAAAAGAUGUUGUUGAAAAUGUUGGCCUUUCUAUAUUAAUUCUAUCAGGAUUUUCUCUCAAUGUCCAUGUUUACAAAAUAAAUCUCUCUGAACAAGGCCAAAUGAAUGAGCUGAACUGCUAACGACUGAUGUAUCAAUGCAUUCUGACUGGAUGGCACUUCGGGGACGUCAUCCUCUGUUACUGGAUUAACAGAUGUACAGACCGCGAUGAAACCUGGUAAAGAAUGUGGAAAUAAACAUUGAGUUUAUUAUAA